Durio zibethinus is the source of this 2534-nucleotide messenger RNA. Its product is annotated as calmodulin-binding protein 60 D-like. The record is from RefSeq and is a predicted model, not a curated record. Gene Ontology annotation, molecular function: DNA-binding transcription factor activity; calmodulin binding; sequence-specific DNA binding. Gene Ontology annotation, biological process: regulation of salicylic acid biosynthetic process. Gene Ontology annotation, cellular component: nucleus. Lineage: Eukaryota; Viridiplantae; Streptophyta; Magnoliopsida; Malvales; Malvaceae.
GAGUCUGAUCCUGUUUUUUGUCUCUUAGAGAAGGAAUGGGACCAAAAUUGCUUUUUGCCUCUAUGAAAAACAAAAAACUUUUCUGGAAUCUUUGACGAACGAUAGGAAAAGAUGGUUACUUUUUGCCUGUUGCUAUGAGCUUAAAACUUGCUAGUUAGCAUUUGUCUUUUCGAAAGCAACACUCUUUCAAUCAAUAACCAUGGAAGCUAGUGAACAAGACAGAGUAGCCACAGUACCAAAGCCGUCACUGUAGAAACAAGUCGACAAACAAAAACAAUUAGGAAAAUUCGCAGACGUUUCCUUGAAGCUUCUCUCAAUAAAACCCAAUUCUCCAUCUUUUCGCUUUCCCGCUUCCCUCUUUUUUACCUUUCUCUUUCAAUUUUUUUGGAAAAUUAAAAUGAAAAGAAAGGAAAAAGUGAGAGAGAGAAAUUUGAUUCAUUUUUUCCGGAUAUAAUUGAAUCGCAAUUGAAGAGAAAGAGAAGGUUUUCGAGUUUGUGUUUGUUUUUUAAGAAAAGAAAAGUUCAAAGUGAAGAGCAGAAAAAAAACAGAAGAGUUUGAUUUUAUUUUAGUAUUUUUUUCUGGUAUUUUCUUGGCAACCAAACAGACUUGAGUUUGAAGAUGCAAACGAGGUAUAUGGAGAGGUCCAAUAGUAUGGCGCGAGAUAAGAGAGGUUUGGAUUCGAGUUCUGGUGAUGAAGGGCCUGAAAGGAAACGACCAGCCCUUGCAAGUGUGAUUGUUGAAGCUCUGAAGGUGGAUGGUCUGCAGAAACUUUGCUCAUCAUUGGAGCCUAUUCUUCGGAGAGUUGUCAGUGAAGAAGUGGAACGUGCUUUAGCAAAACUAGGCCCUGCCAAGCUUACUGCUAAAAAAUGCAGGUCUUCUCCUAAACGGAUAGAAGGACCUGGUGGAAGAAAUUUGCAGCUGCACUUUAGAUCCAGGUUGUCCCUCCCUCUCUUUACUGGAGCGAAAGUCGAAGGGGAGCAGGGUGCUACUAUCCAUAUUGUCUUGAUUGAUACAAACACUGGUCAUGUCAUCACAUGUGGUCCAGAAUCCUCAGUGAGACUCGAUGUUGUUGUGCUUGAGGGUGAUUUCAACAAGGAAGAUGAUGAUGACUGGACUCAAGAAGAAUUUGACAGCCACAUUGUCAAGGAGCGCGAAGGGAAGAAGCCACUACUAACUGGAGAUCUGCAGGUGAUGAUGAAGGAUGGUGUAGGAACACUAGGGGAGCUAACAUUUACUGACAACUCGAGCUGGAUUAGGAGCAGGAAAUUCAGGCUAGGGCUAAAGGUUGCCUCCGGCUCUUGUGAAGCCAUCCGAAUUCGUGAAGCGAAAACAGAUGCCUUCACUGUUAAGGAUCACCGAGGAGAAUUAUACAAGAAACACUAUCCGCCUGCAUUAAACGAUGAGGUCUGGAGAUUGGAGAAGAUUGGCAAAGAUGGGUCAUUUCACAAGAGGCUCCAUAAAGCUGGAAUUUUUACGGUUGAAAACUUUCUACGACUUGUGGUUACAGACUUACAGAGGCUGAGAAAUAUUCUUGGAAGUGGAAUGUCUAAUAAGAUGUGGGAUGUUCUGGUGGAGCAUGCAAAAACUUGUGUUCUAAGUGGGAAACUUUAUGUUUAUUACCCUGACGAUGUGAGGAGUGUUGGCAUAGUCUUUAACAACAUCUAUGAGUUGAGUGGCCUAAUCGCUUAUGGACAAUAUUAUGCAGCUGAUUCUCUUUCAGACGAUCAGAAGGUUUAUGUGGAUGACUUGGUAAAGAAGGCAUAUGAAAAUUGGAUGCAUGUUAUAGAGUAUGAUGGCGAGUCUCUACUAGGCUGUAACGAAGAUGAUAGUGCAGGUGCUUCAGAAGCCAAAGUUCCAAUGGAUCCGCAAGGUUAUCCAAGUUUGAUUAACCAGCAGCAGACUCUACCAAGCCUGUCAGUUCCAGUUCCUUCGGAGCAGCCUCCCAUGGAUUUUGGAGGUUAUGACGAUAGUAUGGCUGCCAGAAUGUCGAUGCAAUCACGAAAUGUACAUCUUAAUUCUCAGACUUUGUUGAACGGUGCUUCAUUCACUCUACAGAACCCCUUGGUCAGUGAUUCACAGCAGGUCCAGCUUUCAGGAAAUGAGAAUGAGCUAGCGCUUGGCCCAUCUCAGUCAUCCAUGCCAGGUUUCCAUGGUGCUGCCACAUCAAAUAUUCCUACUUAUAAGGGAGUCGAGGAUAUCUUCUCAGAGGAGGAGAUUCGAAUGAGAAGUAAUGAGAUGCUUGAAAAUGAAGAUAUGCAGCAUUUGCUUCGUAUCUUUAACAUGGGAAGCCAUGAACAUCCUCCCUUUAAUGCUUCUGAAGAUGGUCAUCCUUAUUCCUCAACAUAUACGCCCACCCCAUCUCUGAAUUAUGGUUUUGUUAACAAAGGUUCUCGUUCAUCUGGCAAAGCUGUAGUUGGAUGGCUCAAGCUCAAGGCAGCUCUGAGAUGGGGCAUCUUUAUUAGGAAAAAGGCUGCUGAAAGGCGGGCACACCUUGUUGAGGUGGAUGAUUCAUAGAUUUAGCGUUUGAGGCAAAG